This is a messenger RNA of Papaver somniferum (opium poppy), 877 nucleotides long. RefSeq lists its product as uncharacterized. The transcript has a single exon. Bases 67 to 699 code for a protein of 210 amino acids. NCBI's taxonomy places the organism in Eukaryota, Viridiplantae, Streptophyta, Magnoliopsida, Ranunculales, Papaveraceae. The record is from RefSeq and is a predicted model, not a curated record.
ACACUCGAAAUAAAUAAAUAAAUAAAUCAAAAUCUCCAAGAAAACUAAAUCAAACCCAUUUCUGAAAUGGCUUCAUCUUCUUCUAGACUAAGAAGUUCUUCAUCUUUCCCAAAUCUUCUCUUCACAUUUCUCAACUUCAUCCUCUUCAUGCUCUCUGCAUCUUCAAUUGUCCCAAUUUUCCUACUAAAAAACCCACCAACGACAUUCGGUUGUGCAAUUUUCUCCAUUUCUUGUCUUUCUCUUCUCUCAUCUCUUGUGGGUUUUUACUCUCAACUCACACAAUGUUGUUUCGUAACUCAUAUUACGCUCAUUUUCGCUUCGAUCACCGGUCAGGUGCUCGGAUUUUUGGCUCUGUUUACUCGAGAGAAAUCGAGUCUGAAAAUGUUGCAUUCGCAGAGAGAUCCUAAAGAACAGAUGGUUUUGGUUAGACUUGAGUGCGGCACUUUGAUGGGUAUGUUUAUGAUGCAGUUGUGUGUGUUGGUAUUGACUUGUGCUGUUCAUAAUUGCUGGGUUAGAGAGUAUGAAGGGUUGGAAGCGGAACGGGAAGCGGUGGAGAUGAAGAGGAGAUGGAAGAUUGCUAGAGUUCAGGAGGAAUCACUGGCUAAUGCAACUAAACUUGGAGAGAUUAAAGAGACUGAAUUUGAUGAGAAGAUGAAGAACAAGUAUGGGAAGUGGGUGAAAACAGAUUUUGAAGGCUAAGUGGUUGAUAUGCACUAAUGUAGUCUUCUUCUUUGUUUUCCGGGGUCAUUAUGGGAUGGCCGUGACUUAUCCCGGAGUUAAACAUGAUAGUUUACAGGGUUUUUAAGUGUUUUUCGAUGUGCCUGUAUUCCCUCUAGAGACUCAGUGUUAUUAUGAUGUGUGAAGUUUGAAUUCUAUA